GUGAUUGAGAUUUAGUUGUCAUGAUGAAGCAGUUUUGUCAUUAUUAAAAGAUAACCUCAGCCCGCGUUCUCAAAGCAAUUUCUACUUUCUCUGUUUUCCAAAGCAUUAAAAUAUCAGAACAAAAGUGAAGUCCUAUACUGUGUAGCUGUCGGAGAUCCCUUAAUUUAUUUAAAUAUAUUCAUUUUGGUGGGAUUAGGUUAAGGUUAACAAGUGACAAUCACCAAAAGCCAUUCUUGAUAGACGAAGAAGAUCAUUAUGCAGAGCCCCUAAACCAUCCCCAAAUCCCCGAUUCCUAAUGGCCAACAAGAGAAUUCGAGAAGCCGCCAUUUCCUGCUCGUCUUCUUCGAUCUCUCGAGGGAAUCUCGAUGUCUUCUUGAGUACUUUCAGUCAAGAUCCGAGCAACAAAAUCAUCAUCGACGGCAUCUACAAUGCUUUGGUCCAAAGAGGGAUUCACACGUUGAGAAGCGACGACGAUGAACACAAGCAGCUGCGAGGAGGAGAGAAAUCAUUAAUUGAAGAAUCGAAGAUCGCCAUAGUCCUUUUCUCUAGAAAAUACGUUUCGUCGAUUUGGUGUCUAGAUGAACUGGUGAAGAUAAUUGAAUGCAGAAGCAACGGGACUGGUCUAACUGUUUUUCCUGUUUUCUGUGAUGUGGAUCCCUCCGAUGUACGGAAACAGACCGGUUGUUUAGAGGAAGCGUUUGCGAGACAUGGCCGGAAGGGUUUCGAAGAGAAGGUGGAGAGUUGGAGGCCAGCUCUUACUACAGCGGCUAACCUUUCUGGUUGGGAUCUGCAUAACAUUUCCAAUGGGCAUGAAGAAAAAUUUAUCCAAAGAAUUGUUGAUGGUGUUGUUUUGAUCAAACGAAGUCGAACACCAUUGAACAUCGCUAGUUAUCUCGUUGGAAUAGAUUCGCAUAUUGCAACGUUUUUGAGUACAGAUUGUUCAAUUCUUUCUCCACAUGAAGUUCAUAUUGUAGGGAUUUGGGGUAUCAGUGGCUUAGGCAAGACAACCAUUGCGAAAGCCAUAUAUAAUGAAAUUUGUCAUAGAUAUGAAGGUUAUAGUUUUCUUGAGAAUGUCAGAGAAGUUUCACAACAACACAAUGGUCUGAUUAAUCUACAAGAACAACUCCUUUCUGAUGUCCUUGUGAAGAAAAACUUGAAGAUAAGCAACGUUGCUAGAGGAAUAAAUGUGAUCAAACAUAGGCUUCACUGCAAAAAGGUUCUUAUUGUUAUUGAUGAUGUAGAUCAUUCAGAGCAAUUAAAUGCAUUGGUUGUCAAGCAUGAUUCGUUUGGCGUGGGAAGUUUAAUCAUUGUCAUAUCAAGGGAUAAACAUUUGCUAAACGAGGUUGAAGCAUGUCACAUUUAUCAUCCUGAAGAGUUGGACUCUCAUGAAUCUCUUCAACUUUUCAGUUGGCAUGCAUUUAAGAGUGAUUGUCCACCAGAUGAUUAUAAGGAGUUUUCAAAGGAGAUAGUUAGCCAUGUCAAAGGACUUCCAUUAGCUCUUGAGGUUAUGGGUUCUACAAUGUUUGGCAAAAGAAGUUUAUCUGAAUGGGAGAAUGUAUUAGCCAAACUAAAAAGUACUCCUGAUUAUCAAAUUCAAAAAAAACUUCGAUUAAGUUUUAAUGAUUUGGAUGACAUGGAGAAGGAUAUUUUCCUUGAUAUAGCAUGCUUCUUUAUUGGAGUGGACGAAAGCUAUGCAUCUAAAAUACUAGAUGGAUGCAACUUGUUUCCAGUUAUCGGAAUCAGCGUUCUCAUUCAAAGAUCUCUUAUUGCAAUUGAUGAAAAGAAGAAACUAAGGAUGCAUGAUCUUCUUCGAGAGAUGGCAAAGGAAAUUGUUCGUGAAGAAUCUCCUGAACAACCUGGAAGACGUACAAGAUUAUGGUCAAAAGAGGAUGUUUGUGAUGCAUUGGCGAAACAUAAGGGAACCAAAUCUGUUGAAGGCAUUAUCCUAAACAUUUCUCAAUUUGAGGAUGUGUGUUUUAAUACUGAAGCAUUUGUAGACAUGCGUAAUUUAAGACUGCUUCAACUCAACUAUGUACACCUAAGGGGAGGAUAUGAACAUCUCUCUAAGAAAUUAAAAUGGCUUUGCUGGCAUGGAUUCCCUUUGAAUUCUAUACCUACCAAUUUUGACAUGGAGAAUCUUAUUGUUCUUCACAUGGAAAAUAGCAGUGUUAAAGAGGUUUGGAAGGAAAUCAAGCUGCUCAAAAGGUUGAAAAUCCUGAACCUUAGUCACUCGAGUUACUUGAGGAAAACUCCCAACUUCUUAGGAGUCCCCAGUCUUGAGGAACUGGUCCUUGAAGAUUGUAAAAGUCUGGUUGAGGUUCAUCAAUCCAUUGGGUAUCUUGACAAGCUUAUUGUCUUGAAUUUGAAAAACUGCAAUAACCUUAUGAAGCUUCCAGACAGCAUUGGUAUGUUGACAUCCCUUGAAGAACUCAAUCUCCAUGGUUGCUCAAAACUGGUGGAACGAUCUACUUAUUGGUUUUCUUCAUUCCCCCAAUAUCUUGGUUCACUAAAGAGACAUUGUACUUCUACCAAUUUGCUUCCUUCUUCUUUCUCUCGUUUAUGCUUUUUGAAAUCAGUAAAUCUCAAUCAUUGCAAUCUGUCAGAAGAUAUGAUUCCCAAUGAUUUCUGGAGCUUGCCAUUGUUGAGGGUGUUAAGAAUGGAGAAUAACAGAUUCUGCACCCUACCAGCCAACAUUAGACACCUUUCUCAUCUUUCUCGUCUUUCAUUGAUCGAUUGUAGAGAUCUCAAACUAAUGACAGAGCUUCCGCCAAUGUUAGAACGUUUGUAUGUAUCAGGUUGCUCAAUGGAAAUAUUACCAUCCACCAUCAGCAAUCUCUCUGGACUAGAUCUUCUUUAUGCGAACAGAUGUAAGAGGCUACAGUCAUUUCCAGAGCUUCCACCAAGCUUGGCGUUUUUGGAGGCAGAAGGUUGCACCUCUUUGCAAGGAGUAGACGUUGAGGGCUUAGAGUACUUAAGAAAGUUAAGAAUCGACUAUGAUCACUUCUGUAGUAAAUCGUAUGAAAUAAGUUGCCUUAAACUUCAAUCACUAACUUUGGAAGGUUGUGGUAGGCCUCAAACACUGCCAAAGCUUCCUACAAAUUUAGAUUCCUUGUUUGUAGAUGGUGACAUAUCGAAUUUGCUAGUCAAUUGCAGGGAGAUCCAGAGCAUGGAAACUUGUCAUCAAUCUGUACAACGCAUCCACAUCGAGGAAAGAUACUGCCACGAUUUGGGUAACAGUUUGAGGAAGAAUAGCUUCUACCAUUUCCAGGAUCACUUUGAAAUAUGGGGUAGUGGGAGUGAGAUUCCGGAAUGGAUAAGCCAUCAAAAUAUGGGGUCUUCCGUAUCCUUUGAGGUAUCUCAUGACUGUUCGCGUUGUCUGAUCCGUGGGUUGGAUGUAUCUGCUGUUUUUUUAGUUGAGAGAUUCAUCUUAAAUUUACGUGCUCUCACUGUAAUUUGUAAUAAAACCAAAGGUAUUCAAUGGAGGGCCUAUGUUAUUGAUUGGCAAAACACAGGUCCACUUCCACCAGGUCAAGAGUUAUUGUGGGUGCGCCAUAUUACAAUUCCUGAGCUUUGGGAUUUCUCGGGACAUGAAGUUGUUUUUGGCGAUCACUUUGAAGUGGGGGAUGAGGUGGAGGUUUCAGUAGAAAUUCAGGCUUGGAGCCCUAGUGUAAGUUUGCAAGUGAAGAAGUGUGGAGUCCUGCUGGUCCACAGGCUAGAUGUGGAGAAUAAACUAUCGGAUGAUGGAAUAACGGAGGAAUACAAGUCUGCUUCAGAUGAUGAUGAUGAUGAUGUCGUUAUUGUGGAUGGAGAUAAAGAAUCUGUAUUGGUUCACAUUGAAGAUGACCAGAAUAAGAUCAGUGGCCACAAUAUUGAGGACAUUCCAGGAUUUAGCAUUGAUGCCAAAAGGUUGAGGAUUGACCUGUAAUUAAAGCCCUUUAUUAUUGUAGAGACAAAUUCAUUUGCAAGCUCAGGUGAGUUCCACACUUCCACUGGACGUACUCUGUGAUUGUAAUAAUGUUACUGUAUUGUAGAAAUAAUGCAAAAACUUGAUCUAGGACUCAGGAGUGCUGAUAAAUAAUGAGACGUUAUGUUAGCAGGCUGGUGAUGUGAACAAUGAACAGAAAAGGAACGCUUGUGCCCUGUAGGGAGGAGGAAUAGGAAAGCAACGGUGAUGGAAGUUGUGAAACGUCAGUGAGGUCGAACCCUCCUCCAAUGUUCUUUCCACAGCCCCAAGGCCGAAGCCCAAUCAUUUAUUUGUUUAUCAAAGGACAAGGGAGGAGUAACUAGCAGACAAGGCCAUGAAUUCAUAAGUCAAAAUUAGAGGCUCAGAAACAAUUUUCCCUAAAAGUAAUAACUGCCCUUUAGCAUGUAAAAUUGUAGUAAUCAAUAAUGUGAGAUCACAUUUUUUCA
Macadamia integrifolia is the source of this 4410-nucleotide messenger RNA. RefSeq names its product disease resistance protein RUN1-like. Bases 296 to 3925 code for a protein of 1209 amino acids. Lineage: Eukaryota; Viridiplantae; Streptophyta; Magnoliopsida; Proteales; Proteaceae. Gene Ontology annotation, biological process: signal transduction; defense response. The record is from RefSeq and is a predicted model, not a curated record. Gene Ontology annotation, molecular function: ADP binding. The transcript has 4 exons.